This is a messenger RNA of Meloidogyne enterolobii, 268 nucleotides long. The record is from the annotation of a GenBank genome assembly. NCBI's taxonomy places the organism in Eukaryota, Metazoa, Nematoda, Chromadorea, Rhabditida, Meloidogynidae.
UGUCCCUGUUGGUCGUGCAAUGGUACAACGACGCGUUAAUAUUACUAACCAGAUAGAAACAUCAGCUUCCCCAUAUUCAAGUAUACGCGUUCAAAGAGAAGGUGAAUUGGAAGAUGUUUCUACUUUAAAUGUUCAACAACAAGCACAACCACAAUGCAAUAAUAAGUCUGUUGAUGCUGCAGAAGAAUUGAGUGUGCAAGAGAUAGACCAAAUGAUUGACACUUUACAACAAUUACAACAUGAAUUUACACAGGCAGAGGAUGAUUAA